AUGGCCGUCCAGAGCCUAUUAAUCACACCCCUUUUGGUUAUGCUCAUGAGUUUCCACUCCCAUGCAUUCGUUGAAUCUUCUGAGUGGCAAUAUCCACCACAUAACGGAGGAGGAGUUAGAGCUGCAUAUUGGCCUUCAGGUAAUGACCUUUCACCCUCGUCCAUUGAAACCAAAUACUUCACUCACAUCUACUACGCCUUCGUCGAACCCGAACCCGAAUCUUUCAACCUCAAAGUUACCGACUCCGAUAAAAAAUCGAUACCAGAGUUCAUAAACGGACUCCGAAACCGUUACCCACCGGUGAAAACUCUGCUAUCCAUUGGAGGAGGUAGCAGCAAUUCAACAGCGUUCUCUAUCAUGGCCAGCAACAAACGUAACCGAGAAAUCUUCAUAAACUCAACAAUCCACGUGGCACGCGAAUACGGUUUUAAUGGUCUUGACUUGGAUUGGGAGUUCCCAGCAGAUGAAAAAGACAUGUCUAACCUUGCUCUUUUAUACGAAGAAUGGCACAAGGCUUUGGUCGUUGAAUCUCGGAUUCACAAAAAGCCACGUUUGCUUUUGACUUCUGCAGUGUAUUACGCCGCCACGAUAGUGCUUAUUGGUGAUGGGCCUAGAUCAUACCCGGCCCAAGCCAUUCGUGAAUAUUUGGAUUGGGCUAGUCCUAUGUGCUUUGAUUUUCAUGGUGCAUGGGCGAAUUUUACUGGCUUUAAUGCUGCAUUGUAUGAUCCCAAAUCUAAUAUAAGCACUCAUUAUGGUAUCGGAUCUUGGAUCAAAUCGGGUGUUCCGCCCGAAAAGCUGGUUAUGGGUUUGCCGUUGUAUGGUCGGACAUGGGAGCUCCAAGAUCCGAAUGUUCAUGGAGUUGGGGCACGAGCGGUUGGUGCAGCCCCUGAUACGGAUGGUACUUUGGACUAUUAUAAAAUCUUGAAGUUUAACAAAGAGAAGGGUGCCACUGUUGUGUAUGAUGGGUCAGCUGUGUCUUUUUACUCUUAUGCGGGUACAACUUGGAUCGGGUAUGACGAUGGACCCUCCAUAACAAAGAAGGUUCAGUUUGCUCGGUCACUGUGCUUGAAGGGCUAUUUCUUUUGGGCUGUUGGGAAGGACAAGGACUGGACCAUCUCAAGACAAGCUUCAAAUGCUUGGGGACAUUGACGGCCAUACCGAGUUUAUUCAUAUUAUUGUGUAACUUUGCUAAAAUUUUACAGUAUCCUGAAUUUCAUGUAAUUCUCAACCUUUAUACAGAAUCAUCGUCUACGAACUUAUGGUGCUGCCAUAAAACUUGAAUAAUAUUAGUG
Messenger RNA from Gastrolobium bilobum, 1292 nucleotides. Its product is annotated as class V chitinase CHIT5-like. The transcript is spliced from 2 exons. Gene Ontology annotation, biological process: carbohydrate metabolic process; chitin catabolic process. The coding region runs from base 1 to 1149 and encodes 382 amino acids. Gene Ontology annotation, molecular function: chitinase activity; chitin binding. Gene Ontology annotation, cellular component: extracellular region. NCBI's taxonomy places the organism in Eukaryota, Viridiplantae, Streptophyta, Magnoliopsida, Fabales, Fabaceae. The record is from RefSeq and is a predicted model, not a curated record.